Molecule: messenger RNA, 2340 nt
Organism: Xenopus laevis (African clawed frog)
Lineage: Eukaryota; Metazoa; Chordata; Amphibia; Anura; Pipidae
Gene: ints11.L
Product: integrator complex subunit 11
Exons: 18
Coding region: 210-2012 (600 amino acids)
Biological process (GO): snRNA processing
Cellular component (GO): cytoplasm; nucleus
Molecular function (GO): RNA endonuclease activity
Source: RefSeq, a predicted model, not a curated record
CGCUCUCAUUUUGUUUCAGUGAGGUAUUGCAACGACAGCGGAUUGGUUAGAAUUCACCCCUGACCUAGUGACGCAAUAAGCGUGGAGCGGCGUGGCGCAUCCCAAUGAUAUCGAAUGAUGUUGAUGUGCAGGAUCGGCAGUUGCGUGAUGCUGUAUUGAACUUGUAUUGAAUUUAUAGAGUGUGAGUCAACUUCUGAAGCAUUCACAAGAUGCCUGAGAUUAAGGUUACUCCUUUAGGUGCUGGGCAGGAUGUUGGGCGCAGCUGUAUUCUUGUUUCUAUUGGAGGGAAGAAUGUAAUGCUGGAUUGUGGCAUGCACAUGGGAUACAAUGAUGAUCGUCGAUUUCCAGAUUUCUCAUACAUAACACAAAAUGGACGUCUGACUGAAUUCCUAGACUGUGUCAUUAUCAGUCACUUUCACUUAGAUCAUUGUGGAGCACUGCCUUAUAUGAGUGAAAUGGUUGGAUAUGAUGGACCCAUUUACAUGACUCACCCCACUAAGGCUAUUUGCCCCAUCCUGCUGGAGGAUUACAGGAAAAUUACUGUGGAUAAAAAAGGAGAGACUAAUUUCUUCACGUCCCAGAUGAUCAAGGACUGUAUGAAAAAGGUGGUUGCUGUGAAUCUUCACCAGACAGUGCAGGUAGAUGAUGAGUUGGAAAUAAAGGCAUACUAUGCAGGGCAUGUUCUGGGAGCUGCCAUGUUUCAAAUUAAAGUUGGAUCAGAGUCAGUGGUAUACACUGGUGAUUAUAACAUGACACCAGAUCGCCACUUAGGAGCUGCAUGGAUUGACAAGUGCCGUCCUGAUUUGCUCAUAACUGAAUCCACGUAUGCAACAACAAUCAGAGAUUCCAAACGCUGCAGAGAGAGAGACUUCCUGAAGAAAGUCCAUGAGACAGUGGAGAAAGGUGGAAAGGUUCUGAUUCCUGUUUUUGCGCUCGGACGAGCUCAGGAACUCUGCAUAUUGUUGGAAACCUUCUGGGAACGCAUGAACCUCAAGGCUCCUAUUUAUUUCUCUACUGGUCUGACAGAAAAAGCCAACCAUUAUUACAAGUUGUUUAUCACGUGGACCAAUCAGAAGAUAAGGAAAACCUUUGUACAAAGGAACAUGUUUGAAUUCAAGCACAUCAAAGCUUUUGAUAGGGCUUUUGCAGACAACCCUGGACCUAUGGUGGUCUUUGCAACUCCAGGAAUGCUGCACGCUGGUCAGUCUCUGCAAAUCUUUCGCAAAUGGGCAGGGAAUGAGAAAAACAUGGUGAUUAUGCCAGGUUACUGUGUACAAGGUACAGUGGGACAUAAAAUAUUAAGUGGCCAGAGAAAACUGGAAAUGGAAGGAAGACAAACUCUGGAGGUAAAGAUGCAAGUGGAAUACAUGUCCUUCAGUGCACAUGCGGAUGCUAAAGGAAUUAUGCAGCUGAUUCGUCAGGCAGAGCCUCGUAAUGUACUACUGGUGCAUGGAGAGGCCAAAAAGAUGGAAUUCCUUAAACUUAAAAUUGAACAAGAAUUUCGAAUUAACUGUGCUAUGCCACUGAAUGGAGAGACUACAACCAUCACCACCAAUCCAAAUAUCCCUGUAGAUAUAUCUUUAGGACUGCUGAAGAAAGAAACCUCACUUGGGCUGGUUCCAGACUGUAAGAAGCCAAGACUGAUGCAUGGAACACUCAUAAUGAAAGAUAAUAGCUUCCGCCUGGUUUCUCCAGAGCAAGCACUGAAAGAAAUUGGCCUUGGAGAGCACCAGCUACGAUUCACUUGCCGGCUGCAUGUUCAAGAUACCCACAAGGAACAAGAGACCGUGCUGCGGAUAUACAAUCAUCUGAAAAGUGUACUUAAAGAUUACUCUGUGCAGCACCUCCCUGAUGGUUCCAUCAUGGUGGAGUCUAUUUUGCUGCAAGUUUCAACCCAUUCCGAGGACCCAGGAACAAAGGUUCUGUUAAUUUCGUGGACAUACCAGGAUGAGGAACUGGGAAGUUUCUUGACAUCUCUGCUAAAGAAAGGCCUUCCACAAGGAACAAGUUAAUUUCUUUGUGCCUGGGGUGUAUUUUGUACCAAUGUGAAGAAAGCAAAGUGAGCCUGGGCACACAAUGGUGAACUGGUUUAUAUCCACCUUACUGCCCAUUUCAGGAUGUGGCAAACCAAAUUUAAAAGACUAUUUUUCUAAAAUGUGUGAUGCUACUCGAGGCUCUAAAAUCUGAACACUUGCUAAGGAAGACUGUGUCAAGGUUUUGGUGAGACAUCUCAAUUAUUUGUAGAGUUCUCCUUCCUUCCCUUUGGAGUCCUUCUGCAAGGAAGAAAGGGGCUGUAUUCUCACUACUGUAUUUUUUUUUAAUAAACUCAUUUGACGCACA